Messenger RNA from Capra hircus (goat), 1492 nucleotides. It is a transcript of the gene NPFFR2, whose product is annotated as neuropeptide FF receptor 2. NCBI's taxonomy places the organism in Eukaryota, Metazoa, Chordata, Mammalia, Artiodactyla, Bovidae. The transcript has 4 exons. The record is from RefSeq and is a predicted model, not a curated record. Gene Ontology annotation, cellular component: membrane. Gene Ontology annotation, biological process: G protein-coupled receptor signaling pathway; regulation of adenylate cyclase activity; regulation of MAPK cascade. Bases 146 to 1405 code for a protein of 419 amino acids. Gene Ontology annotation, molecular function: opioid receptor binding; neuropeptide receptor activity; peptide binding.
CCUGCAGGCAAGUGCCGGCGGGGUCCGAAAAGCCAGGCGGUGGCAGGUGGAACCGGGACAGGAUCAUCGGAACCUGUUGCUGAAACCCAGCCAGGACGCUUCGACGCCGUUGGGGCUCUGCCCUGGCGUGGUCUGCAGGUCCAUCAUGAGUGAGGAAUGGGAUUCAAACUCUACAGAAAGCUGGCAUUACAUUUGGAGUAAUGACACAACACAUGAUCUGUACUCAGAUAUCAAUAUCACCUAUGUGAACUACUAUCUUCACCAGCCUCAAGUGGCAGCGAUUUUCAUUAUUUCCUACUUUUUGAUCUUCUUCCUAUGCAUGGUGGGAAAUACAGUGGUUUGCUUCAUUGUAAUGUGGAACAAGCAUAUGCACACAGUCACUAAUCUCUUCAUCUUGAACCUGGCCAUAAGUGAUCUGCUAGUUGGUAUAUUCUGCAUGCCUAUCACACUGCUGGACAAUAUUAUAGCAGGAUGGCCUUUUGGAAGUACAAUGUGCAAGAUCAGUGGCUUGGUCCAGGGAAUAUCCGUUGCGGCUUCUGUCUUUACUUUAGUUGCAAUAGCAGUAGAUAGGUUCCGAUGUGUCGUCUACCCUUUUAAACCAAAGCUCACUAUCAAGACGGCAUUUGUCAUCAUUAUGAUUAUCUGGGUCCUGGCCAUUGCCAUUAUGUCCCCAUCUGCAAUAAUGUUACAUGUACAUGAAGAAAAAAAUUACCGAGUGAGAUUCAACUCCCAGGGUAAAACCAGCCCAGUCUACUGGUGCCGGGAAGACUGGCCAAGUCAGGAAAUGAGGAGGAUCUAUACCACAGUGCUGUUUGCCAAUAUCUACCUGGCUCCCCUGUCCCUCAUUGUCGUCAUGUAUGGAAGGAUUGGAAUUUCACUGUUCAAGAGGAAAGUGCCCCACACAGGUAAACAGAACCAGGAGCAGUGGCACGUGGUAUCCAAGAAGAAACAGAAGAUCAUUAAGAUGCUCCUGACCGUGGCUCUGCUUUUCAUUCUCUCCUGGUUGCCCCUGUGGACCCUGAUGAUGCUCUCAGAUUAUGUUGAUCUGUCUCCAAAUGAACUGCAGGUCAUCAAUAUCUACAUCUACCCUUUUGCACACUGGCUGGCCUUCUGCAACAGCAGCGUCAACCCCAUCAUUUAUGGUUUCUUCAAUGAAAAUUUUCGUCGUGGUUUCCAAGAUGCUUUUCACCUCCAGCUUUGCCAAAAAAGAGCAAAGUCCAAGGAAGCCUACAUUCUGAGAGCUAAAAACACUGUGGUCAUCAACACGUCUCAUCUGUCAGCACAGGAAUCAACAGUUAAAGACCCACGUGAGGAAAUUGUGCUUUGUAGGAUAAGUGCUGAAAAGCCCUUACAGGAAUUAAUGAUGGAAGAAUUAGGAGAAAUUACCAGUAGCAAUGAGAUGUAAAAAGAGCUGGUGUGAUGAUUUUAACUCUGCUGUGUGAUGUAUAUUGAAAUAUGGUUGAUUUCUAUGGCUUUGUACUUCAGUUCUAUG